Messenger RNA from Actinia tenebrosa (Australian red waratah sea anemone), 1287 nucleotides. RefSeq names its product nocturnin. Gene Ontology annotation, molecular function: 3'-5'-RNA exonuclease activity. The record is from RefSeq and is a predicted model, not a curated record. Lineage: Eukaryota; Metazoa; Cnidaria; Anthozoa; Actiniaria; Actiniidae.
AUUUUGCGAACACGCUAAAGAUGGCGGAUGAAGAUUUUAGCGGAAUGCUUCAACUGAGAAAAGAAGCCAUCAAAUUGGCUGAAUUAGAAGUCAAGAACUUUCCAGGAUUACUGGAGAGGUCUUUUAUUCUUACUAAGUACGCUGGGGUUUCUCAAGAAAGUUCUGAAUUUCGCGUGAUGCAGUGGAAUGUGCUGGCUGAUGCAUUAUCAUCGUCCAGCUCCACCUCUAACUUUAUCAAGUGUCCCAUUCAAGCAUUAGCAUGGUCCAACAGAAAGCACCGUAGCUUCCAAGAAAUCCUCAACUACAACCCUGAUAUUAUAUGCUUGCAAGAAGUUGACCAUUUUUCUGAUUUCUACCUCCCUAAACUACAAGAACUUGGCUAUGAAGGACUCUUUCUUCCCAAGAAAGACUCACCUUGCUUAAAAUUUGCUGAUAAUUCUGGUCCAGAUGGCUGUGCAAUCUUCCUUGACGAAGAAAGGUUCAAAUUGGAGGAGUCAGAAGAGAUUUCAUUACUUGAUCAAGAAGACAAAACAACAAACCAAGUAGCUUUGCUUGUGAAACUUUUUGACAAAAAAGAAAAGAAAGGUUUAUGCUGUGUGGUUACACACUUAAAAGCCAAACCAGGAUUUGAGGAAUUACGAGCUGCUCAAGCAAAAAGUAUUCUUAAAUCUUUGACAAACUUUGUUGAAAGUGAAAAUCCUGAGGUGUUGGUCUGUGGUGAUUUUAAUGCAGAGCCCUCUGAACCAGUAUAUAGUGUUAUGGAAGAAGGUAAUAAUAGUUAUUCUUUCCAAAGUGCAUACAAAACAGCAAGCCAAAACGAACCGAAUUUUACUACUUACAAACAGCGACCAAAUGGAGAAGUCAAACAUACCAUCGAUUACGUUUGGCACUCAUCAAACCUUCGAGUAACUGGUUAUUUAGGGGUACCUGAUGAAGAUGACAUUGGAAGUGAUGGAUUACCUUGCAUGUCGUAUCCUUCUGAUCAUCUUGCUCUUAUUUUUGACUUUUGCUGGUCAUAAAUUCACAGACAGUCUGAUGAUACAUUAUUCUAAAAUUAAAGACUGCCUUUCCCCAUAUUUAGUAUGGUUCACAGAUUCGAGUACAUUUGCACACAUCACCUAAACAGGUAUGUAUACUGCCAGAAACCUAACCUUAUGAAUUUCAAAAUUUUUAAAAAAGGGUUAAAAUAUUUUGUCUAGAUGCUGAUAGAGUUGGGAAACAGGAAAUAUCUUGGACAGAUUUGUGGGGAAAUCAGUUUAAAUGACAACUUUUUUUUGACUCCCCUCC